AGGAAUGGAAAAUGGCGGGAUAAGUCAACUUGGUUGACCGUUUCUUCAAUUCGCACGGCCACGGCUCGGCCGGUGCCGGUCCAAUGGGAGGCGGUGUCUUCGCUCUCUCCCGAUUUCUUCUCCUCAUCCAAGUCAUCCCGCGGUCUUGCUCGCUCGCUGACGCACCAUCUUACGUCAUUCCCCUCAUGACUUCCCUUCUCCGUCGUGUUCUUCUUCUCUCAAAUUAAACGCUAGCUCUGCUUAAUUCGGACCAAUGUUACUUUCUUUUAUUUAUUUAUUUUGCGAUUCACAUGGAUAAAGGCGACGGAACCGCCGACGACCGGCUAGCCGUCAACGAGAUGGACUUCUUCUCCGACGAUCGCCGGCGCGGGAUGGAGCUCGCUCUGUUGCCGAGUUAUUGCGCCAAGAAGCCGGAGCACCAUUUCACAAUCGUCGAUACCGGAUUGAACCUUCUUCCGGCGGUCAACGCCGGCAGCGGCCACUCGACGGUCGACGACGGGCUGCCGUCGCAGGCUGAUCAGAACCGCAAAGAAAGCAGGAGCGUGAAGGCUGCAAUGGAAGCGGAGCUGGUGCACGUCAGGGAGGAGAACGAGAGGCUGAAGCAGAUGCUUAGUCAAGUCGUCGCCCACUACAACACUUUGCAUGCUCAGUUCAUCUCACUGAUGCAGCAGAACAAUAGAUCUGACGGCCCACAAACGGUGGAGCCUAAGAAGCAUGAGUUAGGCGGAGGAAGAGGCCCGAUUUGGCCGCUCAUCGAUCGCGGAUCACUCGGAGAAAAACUAGACGUUGAUGAAGUCGCCGCCGAUGAGGGGAUCACGAGGAAAGUCCGUGUCUCGCUUCGAGCUCGCUCCGAAGCCCCCAUGAUCAUUGAUGGAUGUCAAUGGAGAAAGUAUGGACAGAAACUAGCGAAAGGAAAUCCAUGCCCUCGAGCUUAUUACAGAUGCACCAUGGCCGCCGGUUGUCCUGUCCGCAAACAAGUGCAGAGGUGCGCGGAGGACCAUUCGAUCUUGACCACGACGUACGAGGGGACGCACAGCCACCCUCUGCCGCCGGCCGCCAUGGCGAUGGCCUCGACCACCUCGGCGGCGGGGUCCAUGCUCCUCUCGGGGUCGAUCUCGUCGUCGCCGGCGCCGGCCGAACUGGGUCUUCCGUAUUCGUUGAGCAUGGCCACCAUCUCGGCGUCGGCGCCGUUCCCCACCGUGAUGCUCGAUCUCACCCGGAGCGCGAGCGCACUCCAGUUCGGCGGUUUCGCCAUGCCGCCGUCGGCACAAUACUACUACGGGGCUAAAUUUUCAGGGAUGGCGGACAUGGUGGACGCGGCGACGGCCGCGAUAACGGCCGACCCCGGUUUCACCGCAGCGCUGGCUGCCGCCGUAUCGUCAAUCAUCGGCGGGAAUCAUCUUCAAACCGCGAGCAGAGGAGCCAGUGGCGGCGACGGCGACGGCGAGGGGAUCGCCGACAAACAUGUGGAUUAAUUAUUUGAAUUGUCUGCAAGGUUAGUGAUUUAUUUUGUGAAAAAAAACAAGAAAUUUUAAAGCAGAUUAUCUGAUAGAUGUAGAUUAUUGAUCUCUUAUAUAUUUUAUGGAGUGAACUUAAAUCAAAGUGAUUUCGUGUCU
Molecule: messenger RNA, 1616 nt
Organism: Zingiber officinale
Lineage: Eukaryota; Viridiplantae; Streptophyta; Magnoliopsida; Zingiberales; Zingiberaceae
Product: WRKY transcription factor 6-like
Exons: 6
Coding region: 291-1475 (394 amino acids)
Biological process (GO): regulation of DNA-templated transcription
Molecular function (GO): DNA-binding transcription factor activity; sequence-specific DNA binding
Source: RefSeq, a predicted model, not a curated record